Messenger RNA from Danio rerio (zebrafish), 1481 nucleotides. Lineage: Eukaryota; Metazoa; Chordata; Actinopteri; Cypriniformes; Danionidae. The record is from RefSeq and is a predicted model, not a curated record.
CACACCACACACUCCUUCAGUCAGUUUUUCGAGGCUCUUCAGCUUUGCAGGUUCAUGACGGCCGAAUGAAAAAGCGCGAAAACACACACACACACACACACACACACACACACACACACACACACACACACACACAGUCAAAACCUUGAUUUGAAUUUCAUCCAGAAGCGAUGAGGGCGGCGCGAGACUCAGACAGGCGGACGCGGGGCUGAAGUGCGGCAGGAGCGGGGCUGGAGUGGAGCUGAAGCGGGGCCGGUGUGGAGCUCUCCGCGGUGCUGAAACCGGUCCCACAGCGACGUUCAUCGACGUGAAUGCAAGACCGACGGAGGACAUUCACAUCCAGCCUGCGAGGACAGCAUGAGGAGGGUUUUCAUGCCCACACCGCUGCUCUUACUGAGCUGUUUCGGAGCGUCGUGGGUCUUGGCUGACAGUUUGGCAGCUCCAGUGAAUGUGUCCAUCAGGGAUCUGAAGAGCAGCUCAGCCGUGGUGACAUGGGACACGCCAGACGGAGAGCCAGUCAUCGGCUUCGCCAUCACACAACAGAAGAAAGAUGUCCGCAUGCUGCGCUUUAUUCAAGAAGUGAACACCACCACGCGGAGCUGUGCAUUGUGGGAUCUGGAAGCUGAUACGGAUUACAUUGUGCACGUUCAGUCUAUCAGCAUCAGCGGGGCGAGUCCUGUUAGUGAAGCUGUGCACUUCAAGACCCCGACAGAAGUUGAAACACAGGCCUCCAAGAACAAAGACGAGGUGACGAUGGAGGAGGUCGGGCCGAACGCUCAGCUCAGGGCCGGAGAGUUCAUCAUUAUUGUGGUGGUCCUCAUCAUGUGGGCAGGUGUGAUCGCACUAUUCUGCCGUCAGUAUGACAUCAUUAAAGACAACGAACCAAACAAUAACAAGGAUAAAGCCAAGAACUCGUCUGAAUGCAGCACUCCAGAGCACACGUCAGGUGGCCUGCUGCGCAGUAAGGUAUAACCAGCAGUCCAGACCACACUAUACACAGACCUCCAACAUCAACAACAACAACAACCGAUCGCCAUCUGUCAACAUUAUCAAAGUGUGAAUCUGCAUUUACCACACCGGCCGAAUGUGCAAAAACAAGCAGAAAGCAGGAAUUCUGGACAUUUCCUGAAGAAAGCUGGAAUAAUCCUGCGAGAGUCUGAAACCGGCUCUGGGGGUCUGAAGAUAAGAGGAAAUCUGUGAAGAAAUGCACGGAGUGUGGGGAAAAAAAGGACCCUUUUUAUGGCUUUACAAAGAAGUGGUGUCGGCAAGAAGAUCCGCAUUUAAAAGCCUGUCUUUUACACUUGAAAACUCUUGAGCUUUGCUCCUUUAUCUGGUUUAAUCUUUUACGCUGUUUGCAAUGGCAUGAUGCACAUUCUCAAUGACGGUUUUUAUAGUCAAGUAAAUCUGCAGCGAUUUACUGAAGGAAUUAACCUAUUAGUUUUUAUAAAUUUAAGUAGAUUGAACUUAAAACAAUUAAGUUG